Messenger RNA from Thunnus maccoyii (southern bluefin tuna), 1102 nucleotides. It is a transcript of the gene commd9, whose product is annotated as COMM domain containing 9. Lineage: Eukaryota; Metazoa; Chordata; Actinopteri; Scombriformes; Scombridae. The coding region runs from base 34 to 621 and encodes 195 amino acids. The transcript has 6 exons. The record is from RefSeq and is a predicted model, not a curated record.
UCACGUGACAAUCAGUAAACGUCACAUGUCAACAUGGCUGCCGCUGUCUCCAGCGAACAUUUCGAGAACUUGCAGCUUCUUUUGAAGGCUCCGUCUAAAGACGCAGUGAGGGACGUUUGUGUUCAGAGUCACAGAGGUCCGAGUCGCCGGCUGACAGAAACCACAGCAGCGACGCUCAGCAUCCCUGCGGCUCAGGCUGCACAGCUUGUCCAGUCUCUCCACAUUCUGUCUCAUCACGUCCUCUUCCACAACCUCAGCUCUCCUGAGCAGAUCCUCCAUCUCUUCCCUGAAUCUUUCCACUCCAGCCUGAAGAACCUGCUCACCAAGAUCCUGCUGGAGAACAGUCCAACAUGGAGAACAGAAGCUGUCAGUAAUCAGAUCUCUCUCCCCCAGUUGAAGGAGCUGGACUGGAGAGUCGACAUGGUAACGGGCUCAGACUCAGUCAGUCGUAUGUCCGUCCCGACCUGCAUGGUUCAGUUCAAGAUGGAGGAUCCGUGUCAGUCAGCGGGCGGUGAGUCGGUUUCCACGGUGACGGUGGAGCUGAGCAGGGAGUCCCUGGACACCAUACUGGACGGACUGGGACGCAUCCGCGACCAGCUGUCUGUGGUCGCUGGGAAAUGAGGACUCUAACCUUCCCCCCGAGACAGCUGAUUGGCUUGUUCAUGUAAUGACAUCACAUCUCUGUUAAUGGACAUUUUUUACAGACGGAUGUGUUUGGACUGAAAACUGUUUAAAUCUACAUAUUGGACCAAAAUGUUGAUUUAUUUUGUUUUUCCUCCUGAAAGUUUCUCUUGUCAAGUUGGAAGAAGUUGGUUUUCAUCAUCACUGAUAAACUAAUUACAAUGAAUCGAGUUAGUGGACUAACAGACAAAAUAAUCAAGUACAAUUUUUAAUAAAUGAUUUAUUGUUUAAUUCUGUCUUUGAGUAAAAAUAUAGAAUGAAAACUGCAAAAACAUAAAAACAUUGCAAUUCUUUGUGUCUUAUUAUUUACUGGCUGCAGAUCGAAGAAUAUCUGGCAACUUGUGAUGAACCUUUGUCAUUAUUUUGACAUUUAGUAGAUUUAAUAAUUAAUCAAAAGAAUAAAAAGAGGUCAAAACAUGAA